AUGCCAGCUCGGGUGCCCAGCGACCAGUUGCAGAUCAGCAUCGACCCCCAGUUCAACUACGACUCGCAGCUGCAAGACCUCCGCAAUGACGUCAAAAAAAUCAAACAGCUCGCGUAUGCCAUCGAGGACGAGCGCAAGCUGCAGGGCGCCGACAUCAACACGCUGGAGGAGUACAUGGAGAAGGCCCAGAUGAUGCUCAAGAAAGCCAGCCGGCGGCUGACAGCUGUCAGCAAGCAGUCACGCAGCUUUCUCAUGCUGUGGGUUGUGCUCUUCGGCCUCGGCCUCUUCUUCGUUGUGUAA
Molecule: messenger RNA, 300 nt
Organism: Monoraphidium neglectum
Lineage: Eukaryota; Viridiplantae; Chlorophyta; Chlorophyceae; Sphaeropleales; Selenastraceae
Product: Qc-SNARE protein, SFT1 family
Exons: 4
Coding region: 1-300 (99 amino acids)
Source: RefSeq, a predicted model, not a curated record